Molecule: messenger RNA, 690 nt
Organism: Notothenia coriiceps (black rockcod)
Lineage: Eukaryota; Metazoa; Chordata; Actinopteri; Perciformes; Nototheniidae
Product: stabilin-1-like
Exons: 6
Coding region: 76-690 (204 amino acids)
Source: RefSeq, a predicted model, not a curated record
UGUAGGAGCCACAUACUACUUGGGAUUUACUCUCUAGAGGAUCUGGAACAAAGGGUUGGCAGCAGGCUUCCCACCAUGAAUCCCCCCACCUACUGGGAGAUCAGCAACAGCACCGGGGUGAUUCGCAUUGGAAAUGCCUCCAUCCGCACGCCCAACUUGCCUGCAAUCAAUGGCUACAUCCACAUCAUAGACCAUAUUCUGGCUCCCAGUCUCUCAGACUUUCCCCCUGAGCCGCCCACCCUGAUGGAAUUCCUGAACUCCUCCUCAAACUUCACUCUAUUCAGGCAGUACGCUCUGAUGUACAAUCUGUCACAAAAGCUGCAUAGUUGUUGCCAGCGGUUCACCCUCCUGCUGCCCACAGACGAUGCCAUCAGGCAGCACCUCAGAGCGACUAACUCCUCGCUCAUGGAAUCUGAUGUGUUUAAGUACCAUGUGGUUAUCCAUUUCCUGCUCUUCCCUCACCAUCUGUCUGACGGUAUAUUAAAAAGUACCAUGCUGGGAAACGAAUACCAGGUCCAGUUCCACUUGGACAAGAACAACCAGACAGUUGUGAACGAUGUUCCUCUUGAUGGAACGUUCACUGAGACGCAGUUUGGCCUCAUCCUAUUCCUCCCUCAGGUCCUCAAAGUCCGUCGCAACAGAUGUAGCAAGCAGGUCUACAUUCAGGUCGAAGUAAGCCAGAGGGAGUGA